UCAUUUUCUUCUUCUUGUUUCCAGUUUGAAGCAACUCAGAGUUUCAUGGAGUAAAAGCCUGAGAGGAUUCAGCACUAGUUGAAGUGGAAGAAAAAUGGAUGUAAAAGAAAUUGUCGAACCAAAAGGCGAGCUCACAUUGCCACCACCUCCUGCUUUUAUUGUUGCAAUUGCUGUCAAGGGAAAUAGAAAAAGCAAGAAUGUUAUUUCAUGGACAUUGGAAAAGUUCGUUCCCGAGGGAAUCACUUUGUUCAAGUUGUUACAUGUCUGCCCAAGGAUUACUGCAGUCCCUACACCAAUGGGAAAUUUCAUUCCUAUUUCACAAAUACGCGAUGACGUAGCAGCUGCUUAUAAGCAGGAAGUGGAAUGGCAGAGGAGUAAAAUGUUGCAGCCUUAUAAAAAAAUGUGUAUUCAGAAAAAGGUGCAAGUAGAUAUAACAAUAAUUGAAUCAGAUGAUGUGGCAAAAGCAAUUGCAGAGGAGGUUGCAAACUGCUCCAUUAACAAGCUUGUUAUAGGUGCUGCAUCUUACAUGAUGUUUUCAAGGAAAAUUAAAAAGGAUGAUCUGUCCUCGAGAAUCUCACUUUGUACUCCAAGCUUUUGUACAAUCUAUGCUGUUUCAAAAGGAAAAUUGUCAUCCAUCCGCCCGCCUCACUUAGCUACAAAUAAAAGUAUUAAAGAUGACUGCAGUGACUUAAGUUUCUCUAACAACAGUUCAUCAAGUUACAGUUCCAGUUCCCCAAAAGAUCUUCACUCCGUUUCUUCCUAUUCUCAUUUCCAUUCUCCUUCCCUGCCAAUUCAGCGAUUUCAGGCUCUUUCAACCGUAAAUAAUACUCUUCUUCGUUCAACAACAAACUCAACCGAGCGGUCCGAGCCCAAUCAUUCACGAUGCCAGUCUUUGGAUACUGAGAGAGGGCAGGAUUCCAUGAGUUCCUAUCUCAGUAGUUCAGGAGUUCGACAGCCAGUCAGUCGAAGUUCAAGUUACCUGAGUCUCGUAACAGAUAACCAGAGUUCAUCUGAACAUGUUUCCAUCUCAGAUGUGCUAACUGACUGUUCUUCCUCUGUAAGCCAGGUAGCUUUUCCAUUUUCUUUGGACUUAGUAUUCUGUUGGACAUCAAUGGAAAUUCAAUUUUUUUCAUGA
Molecule: messenger RNA, 1135 nt
Organism: Pistacia vera
Lineage: Eukaryota; Viridiplantae; Streptophyta; Magnoliopsida; Sapindales; Anacardiaceae
Product: U-box domain-containing protein 35-like
Exons: 6
Coding region: 95-1135 (346 amino acids)
Source: RefSeq, a predicted model, not a curated record